Culex quinquefasciatus (southern house mosquito) is the source of this 8930-nucleotide messenger RNA. RefSeq names its product serine-rich adhesin for platelets. The transcript is spliced from 6 exons. The coding region runs from base 1657 to 8229 and encodes 2190 amino acids. The record is from RefSeq and is a predicted model, not a curated record. Lineage: Eukaryota; Metazoa; Arthropoda; Insecta; Diptera; Culicidae. Gene Ontology annotation, molecular function: protein binding.
ACAUUCGCUCGCUGUCGCUGCUGAGCUGACACACACAGAAGAGGAGAGGAACAAGAAGAAAGAGCAGUGGCAGUGUAGAAAAUUUUUGAUCCGAAAAAUAUAGGGAAACGAAAUACUUAAAAAUUGUGCAAAUUGUGUGCGCCCGCGGUCCCAAAGUCGGUGGCCCCCGCGAGUACCCGUUGCGGCCCGGUAAGCGAGCCCGGAAGUGGCCCCGCGGACGGCGCAAAACGUGGCCCUUUGGCACUGCAUGACUCUGGAACAAAAAAGAAAGAAAAAAUUAAGUCGAACGACGUCGCGGAGUGAAAAAAAUACGAGUCGAGUCGUGGAAAAGUUAGGCGCUGAAAAGAGUGCGGUCAGCAGGUUCUUCAGGUUGCGCGCGCGGAAUCGGAAUCGAUCCGUUGCCGUCGAAAGUGCGGACUACAUCCCUCGGAACGGUUCCCGGAAGGUUCAGGGGGUCCAGGUUACGGAGGAAGCUCGGUGAGCGUAGACGUGGAAUCCAGGUCAAUCCAGCUCGCGGACUCGCACGGUCAGGAAUAGCCGAACAAAAACAAAUAUAAAGAAAACAAGUGAAGACGACGGAAUCGACGGCAGCAGCAGCAGGGGGCAACAGUGCAGUCACCCACUUCCUCCUUUGAGGCCAGCAGCAGCAUCCACCGUUAGCGAAACAACACGAGAUUGUUUAGUGUAAUAGUAGUAUCGCAAACAACACAACAACAGCAACGAUAUCAAGAAGCAAAAAAAAAAACACACAAGAAUAACAGCAACUACUACAAGAGAGCAGAGAACCAAAACAAGCAAAAGUGCACACGCCACACAGAUACAAGUGGAGAGAAAAAGAGCUGCAAGAAUAAAAGAGAGAGAAAAGUGCAUCAUUUUGCAUACCGUCGUCGUCGUGCGAUACUGAAACGAAAAGGGUUAAAACACGCGCACAUGUAACCAAUAUGCAGUGAGAGAGAGUGGUGCAUCGGAAGAGCAGCAGCAGUGUUUGGUGUUUUGUGUGUGUGUGUUUGGUCGUUUGUGUCUAGAUUGAGCAAAACAAGACAAAAAAAAUCAACACGCGAAAAAAAAAAACAGAAGAGAAAACCUCCUAGCUUCUGUGUGUCAUAACAAAGAACGGGUGUAGUGCAGUGAGAGAAGCCAAAACAAAAAAAAAAAAGAUAUCCACGCGCGGAUUUUGAGCGAUACACACAGAUUGUCAGGCAAUAGCAGUGAUAGAGUGCGGCGCGCAGAAUAAAGAUAACCGAUAGUGUGAAAAGGGAACUGUGUGUGGAGAAACAAAAUGCAAAACGGCAGCGCCAUCUACUAAAGUGUGAAAGCGAAUACUUGCAUGUGAAUUUCCGAUGAUGAAUUAAUGGUUUGGUGACCGUUACCGGAAGGAUAACAAAACACUGUCCAAGGAGUUUGUUCUCGAGCUGUUGAGAACAACAGUCGAGCGUCAGUUUGAUCCUGAACAAGAAGAUAUAGGAAAAACACGGACCGACCGACCGAGAAGAAUAAACAAAUACACAGCGCACCCGAAGUUGGACAUCAAAGAAAGGAAGGCCGGCGGCGUACGUUCGGUGAAUGAGCAAAACGAGAGUGAAAAAAAAGUUGAGAUAGGGCAAGAGAACAACACAGACAUAGACACACAAACACUAUAAACAAGCAAGUAAAAAAAUGAGUAUUGAGCCAACCAACGAAACCAAAACAGCAGCAGUAGAAACAGCAUCAUCGUCUAGCGGUACUGGUGCCGUUGGUGGUGGCGGAGGUGCGGAAGAAGAGGAAGAGUUGACACUGGUCGAAAUUUCACCUUCGUCGUCUUCGUCAUCGCCCACGACCGUUUCUUCGCUAUCGCCUUCGUCCCGAACUGUCACGAUAAGCAGCAGCACCGGUGCCGGCGACGAUGAUGCCAUCGAAGUGCAUCCGGAAGCAGCAGGGGCGGUGGAAAAGACCCGACCGGUGACGACUGUAAGAGGCACCUCCGUAGAUUCGUCGUCUGAAUCGAGCACAAUCGAGUUAGUCGAGGAACAACCUGCUAAGGAGCAACAACAGCACCGGCCACAACCCUUACUAGCACCGGUGGCGGCAGACGUGCAAGACGUUGCACCUGGCGACCGUUCCCCGCACGAGUCCCGGACCAUUCUACCGAUCCAGUCAUCGUCCUCGCUGUCCACUCCGUCCUCUUCGGAAGAGUACUUCGAUGAGUCUCUGACCACCGUUAGCAGCAGCACCGAAGGUGCCUUGAACGUUUCUUCUAGCAAUAACCAAUUGAACAACAACAACAACAGCACAGCAAUAAUAGAACUCCAGUCGGUGGUAGUGACCUCAGAGGCAACAGCAGCAGCUGCUACACCGGAGCAGAGUGCCGAGCAGGGCAACACUAGUGAAAAACCAGCAGACAAUAGCCAACCGCAACCGCAAACGAAGGAAGCACCAAUAGAAAUAGUACAAAUUUUCCCCUCCACCAAGGCCGCCGACGUGUCCUCGUCCUCGACCUCCACGUCCGGUGCAUCGUCGUCCUCUUCAAGCGGCGCAUCUUCCGAGUCCUCGAGCUCGUCAUCGCCUUCCGUUUCGCCGCUGGCAGUGGACCAACAGCAGCAGUCGACGCAGCAGCAAAGUCAGCAACCGUCGUCACCGCCUUCAACCUCCGCGCUGGUUCAGGGUGAUACUGCGGAAGUUGUGAGCAAAAUGGGGGUCAGCGACGGUGACGACCAAGUGCCAGAGCUGCUGCCGGCGGCGGUCGAGGAAGUGUCGUCCCCUCGCGAUCAGCCGCAGCAAUUGCCCAUCCUUCCGUACCGUGGGUCAGCGUCGUCUCCGCAGCUUAAGCAGAGCAGCUUGAAAAAGUACAAAAGCAACAGCAAGAAAAUGAACAACGACGACGCCGACGACGGGGAGUGCGAAGAGAGCAGCGCGCCACAGCGGCGCGUUUCAUUCCCGCAGGAUGCGCAGCUCAUUACCGGCUACCUGGAGCCGAUCGAUCCGUGGGCGUGUGUGGCUAUCAUUAGUGCGCCCGAACUCACCGACCUGUACAGCAAGUCCUGCGCCAAGCACUCCACCGAACCUCUGCCUGUGAUUUUGGAACACAUAAAAUCGCUGCACCUCACGAUGAAUCAACGGGUGCCGCUGCUUUCGCUCAGGGACCAGAAUCUCAACCAUGGCUCCUGCGAAGCGCUCGAGGAAGUGCUCAAGCGGGUUCAGUACAAGAGUAUCAACCUGUCGCACGCCGGUCUGGACGACGUAAGCGCCAGCGUCCUGUUCGACAUGAUAGAGUAUUACGAGGCCACCAACGAGCUGGACUUUUCGGAUAACCUGUCGAUGACGAACAAGAGCUGGCUCGCGUGCAUCAACAUGAUCAAGAAGAGCCAGGCGCUGAACGUGUUGAUCACGCGGGGGCCAGCCCUCUCCGAGCACAAUGCGAUGAAUUUGGCGAAAGCGUUGAACACCUCCUCGCUGCACACGCUUAAGCUGGACCACUGCGAGCUGACGCAACGACCGCUGGCGACGUUGUGCAAUCUGCUGAAACGGAACACAUCGUUGAAAGAGCUGUCGCUGGCGCACAACCAGCUGACCUACGAGGACGCGAAAAGCAUAGGCGGUCUGUUGCGAUCCAACUACCACAUCCAAUUGCUGGACAUUUCGAACAACAACAUUGGGGAUAAAGGCGUUGAGUUCAUCGUGUCCGCUCUGAUCGAUCAGUCCAUCUACUUCAAAACGAUGCAGGAAACUAAGCGCCGCGGCGAGUUUAGCUUUUCCGACCUGUCCAGCAGCCUCCAGAGCAUCAACAGCAACAAGAACUACUUUCCCUAUCCGUACCAACAACAGCAGCAGCAGCACCAACUAAGCAGCCGAAGUCAACAUUUACCACCCCAAAAGCACCCAAAGCAAACACGAUCGCGAGCUGCCUCCACGAAAAAGGCAGCCGCCGCCGCCGCCGCCCACAAGGAAGAAAUGCAGCAGCAGCCAGCGUCACCGUCGCUCGAGUCGGUCGUCCCGCUGACUCCCCCACCUACGCCGGCCCUACCCACCGUGAGCUCACCUAGCGCGUCCUCGGACGAUGUCUUCUUGUCGGAAAACACGGUAAAGCAGCUGGAGUCGCCGGCGGGACCGCUUCCUCCCCCGGCCGCUGAGCUUCUCACAGUCGUCGACGAUGCAAACAGUACAAAUAACGAUAGUGGUAUUAACAGCAGUGUCUCUAGCGAUGUGGACCAGACAAACAGUGAGAAUAGCUGCAGUAACAAGUGCCAGGAGGUGGUUGAAGUGGUGGUGCCUGAAGAAGCAAGUGCGCCUGAAGAAAAGAAGGAAGCUAAGACGGCGGAGACUGUUGUGGAAAGCGGAAACGAACGAGGGAAUGUGCACGACGGUGGUGGAGGUGCAGACAAGCAGACGAUAGAGUUGACAUUUGAUCUGGAGCAGCACAGCGACGACGUUGAUGAGCAGCACGUGAAGGGGCCAAAGAAGGCGCGGCUCGCGAAACAGGACAGCGUUUUGAGUGAGUUCGAGUCCAGCAUGCCCGAGCUCAAGAAAGAGCCACAACAGGUGAAAGUGGAUGUGAAGGUGGCUUCUGUUGUGGCCAAGAGUGAAGAACAUCCGAUGGAGGAGGAUACGCCGGAGAUUUGUGCGGACUAUGACGACGACACGAGUCUCAAAAUAGUUGAGGAGAAUCUGCUAGUUGAUAGGAGUAUCAACGCGACCAGUGUAGCAAAAGAGGAAGCAUCCACUGAUGACAGUGCACCUGUAACGCCGUUGGCCACGUUCAAGAAAGAUGAGCUGCAGCUACGUUUGGAAAAAUCCAAACAAAAGGAAGAGCAAGAACUGGCGGAGGCAGCGGGACUGUUAAACAGCUCCGAGGACAUUAACAAGCUAGAGGACGUUACGUCAACCAGCGCACCAGAGAUAAAGACGACGGCGACGGUGCCGCUGAAGAUCGUCGAGGUAGAAAUCAAGGAUAAGCAGCAACCGCUGUCACGUUCGCUGGACAGCACGGCAUCGGGUGAGUUUGAGAAUCCCUUUCUGUCCACCAACCAGACGUCGGUUUUCCCAAGUGAGCGUUCGUUCAGCUCGGAAAGUCUCAACAGCGAAACUUCGGUCGAUUCAAACGAUUCCAAGAGCAGCUUGAAAAUAAUCCAAUCCAAGUUUGCUGCUCGCAACGGAACUCUCGAGCGGCAGCAGUCGAUCGCGAACCGUGAAGCACUACAAGCGGAACAAUUUCCUCCGACGGUGCCCUGUGGGCUGCAAGUGCUGGUCCUGUGGAACAAUGAAAUCACGCGCCAUUCAGCGAACACGUUCGCAGACCUGAUCGAGAACACUUCCACGCUGGAAAUCCUCAACGUGGGCUGCAAUCUACUGUGCAAUGAGUUUGUCGGAAGCAUCAAGAGUAGUCUGAAAGUGAACAACAGCCUAACCAAUCUCGGCCUGCAAGGUGCACAUCUUUCCGACAAUGGUGCUAAGGUUAUGGCGGAGGUCAUCGAGUUCGGUGGCAACUCGACGCUGCAGCGAAUCGACAUGCGGAACAACAACAUCUUGGCCACCGGGCUGGACCACCUGAACGAGGCUCUCAAAUCUAACAAGACGGUAACGCGAAUCGACCUUGACGACGUGCCGCGCCGAGUGGUGGACAACUCGAUCGAUGUCGGCCCCGAGUACAACCGGCUGUUGAACAACAUUCGAGCACAGUGCGAGCGAAACAAAAACCCGCCGGAACCAUCGGAGCCAAUCAGCACAUCGAUCAAGCGUGUCCGCGCUAGCCAACUAAACUCGAGGAAGAUUUCCCUCACCUGCACUUCGAUCCGUGCCGCUCCGACUGGUGCGACUGCUGGCGAGAAGCACCACCAUCAUCUGCUGGACCCCAGCAAGAAACCGGGUGGGCGUUUACGUUCUCCACUGCCUAGUCCAAUCCCAUCGCCCAUCGCUUCGCCGGUGCCGAGUCCCUCGCGCAAUCGCUUCCAGGUGACACGUGUCGGCGAGUCUUCCGGAGGGGGUGGAGGCGGCAGUACCAGCAGUCUCACUAGCCUGAGCAACAAUAAAUCUACCUCACCAUCCCCCUCGUCCACGGGAAGCUCGCCCACGCUCUUUUUCGCGGCUAAUUCACGAUUCCGCGUAGUCACCGUCGAGGAACCGGCCAAGGCAAAGUCAUCCCCCGUGUCCUCAGUGUCCACUAACCAACGGAUGUCGUCAUCCUCAUCCAUAUCGCCCUCGCCGUUGGCCGCCACUGUCUGUAGCAGCUCUGCACCUGCGUUGUCCUCAUUCGAUAGCUCACUCAAGUCGUCGUCAUCGCCAAUCUCGCAGCACUACCAAACGGUCGCCACAAACACACCUUCGCCACCGGUGCUAGUACAACAACAACAACAGCUUACACAAUCGCACUUCCCACCGUCCUUAUCGCCGAUUGUCGCACCAACAGUAACAACAACCGUAGCAGCAACAGCAGUUGGGACAACAACUCCAACACCAGUCACCCCUCUCACCCCACCGACACCAAAGCCACCCACGAAACACACACGGUUACCGUCGACCAGCAGCUGCACGCUGCACGAUUCGGUCAUUUCGUCCACCUCGAUCGAAAGUCCCGACCUGGAGGUGAAGCGGUUUAUGACCAGCGGGAGCGGAGGCGUCGGGCCGGGAUCUGCCCGGGCACACUCCUCCACCACCAUGGACGAUAGCUGCUGUUCGUCGAUCAGUAGCAGCAUCGACUCGAUCGAUCGAGUGCUUCAGUUCAACAACAACACCUCGAUCAGCUCGACGGACGAAAGCUUCGACCUAAUUGUGAGUUCGCCCUCUUCCUCGUCGCUGUCGGUUGGUUCGGUCAGCACGGCCCCGUUGGCCAAAACGGACAGCACACUGGUGCCGCGGCAGCAACCGACGAUCAUUGAACCGGGCAACAACUUGCUGCUGCAACCGGCAAGUCCGCUCAAGGGGAAGAACGCCAGCCUGUCGAGUCUGGACAUGAGUACGAGCUCGCAGGAGUCGCUGUACGAUGUGCACGACUUGUCGUCGUCGGUGUCCGUGUCGUCGGGUGGGUCCUCGUCACUGGCGGCGACGGCGGCAGCUGGGACAGCGGCGACUACGGGCACCAAAACGUCGGCAGCCGGGAACUCGAACGAAAGUACGCUCACAUCCGUGCAGGGGCUGGAGAAGGACGCCAGUCUAAAGCAAGCAGCAACAUCGUGCAAGCAAGCACCAGCGGAAAAGCCACCUCGCGUCCGUAAAACCUCCUGGAUUGCCUCUAUCGGAGGAGGGAGCCAUCCAAGGGUCGCGGACAGCGGCGGUGCCUCGACGAUCGCGCCCGCAAGCACCGGCAACACGUACUCUCCCGCCGUCGAAAAGCUGCUCGCUAUCUUCAACCCAACCAACCUGUUUUCCUCCAGCAAAUCUAGUCCACCGAGUUCCGAGUGUGGCACGGUGCCCGCGCACUCCGCCGGAGGAACGCUGGGAUCUGCGACGAUGACGACGACAACGGGUAAGGAAAACAGCACUCCCGCAUCGGCACCGCAUCCGCCGGUUCGAAAGGAGAGUCCCAUGGGAGGGUUGUUCCGGUGGACGACAAAGUCGUCGUCGUCAGCCAAGGACGAGGAGAAGGUGUUGAAGGUUAACAUUUCACCAGAGAACACAAUCACGCCGCAGAUGCCGCAGAUUCAGGGUCACUUGCAGCAGCAUUCGCCCCAGUCGAUGGUGGCGGCGGCGGCGACCGCGACGACGUACAAUGUAGACAAUAUUCCUAGUCAGUUGAAGGCGGAAAUCAAAGAAAACAUCUCUCCGGAAAACACAAUCACCAACAGCAAGCUGCUGCUGAAUCCGUCGUCUUCGCCAACGUCAACGGUGCAACCGGCGGUCGCCAUUGGGGUGUUGCCAGCUGCUACUGCUGCCGCUGCGCCUGUUGCCCCGGUCCAUCCGAAGGUCAUCUUCCGGCUGGGUGACGAUUACGAUGAGUCCGAGGACGACAUCGAUACGCUCACGAGCAAAUACGGCGGCGGCGGAGGUAAGCCUACACUGCUGGGCGCCAGCAUCGGAACCACGACCACGGAGGGGUCAUCCCCAGUGCCGCAGUCGGCGGCGGCCGUCCUCAUGCACACUAGUCAUCUCGGUCAGCUGGCGCGGGAUUCGCUUACCACCAUGUUCAAGAACCCCUCGCUCGCCUCCCAGGACUCGAUCCGGUCGAUGGACUCUCUCACGGAAAUGGCCGCGGCCGAACAGCAGCUGCAGCAACAGCUACAGCCAAAACCGACCGCCACGGACGACACACAAGCUCAGUAGCGACCUGGGUCGACGGCGGAACGGCGAAUCGGCGGUGUCGAAUGGUUGAUCUAGACGCACGUGAGUCUCUCUCGGAAGGUCGCUAGAAAUCGCUGCCGGUUGCGCGAAAUCUGCAUUCGUUCCUGGCACAUGAUUCGGAGGGUCGUGUUGAGUCGUCAUCUGUCUCUCUCUCUCUCGUACUCAGCUCAGUGGUUAGUUUGGGAAAAGCCCCUUUCUUCAUUUCCCUCUUGCCGGUUGGGGAUCCACCGCGCGAGGGGUGUGUAAUUGAUGUGCCUUCUUUGGAGAAACGAACGAAAGUAAUACUUUUUAGUGUGUGUGUGUGUGUGGCAUGUUUUUGUGUGCGUGUGCGUACGGGCGUUUGUGUCUGUGUGUGUGUAAGUUCACAGAUGUGUAGGAAUAGAGCGUUUAUUAAGAUUAGUAAAUUUUUACUCAGCGCACGUGGUAAUACAAUUUCUAAACCAGAAGAGGCUAACAGUGCGAACAUAAAAACAAAACAAUUUGUGAGAAAAAAAAAGACGCUAGAAUCGAGUAAAAGCUGUCGCCGGAAAGAAGGUGAAAUUUUGUAAAGGAAAAACGCUAUAGCAUUACGUAGAUCGAAGGGAGAGUUGUAUUAUUUACAGAAGAAAAGCGGUGCACUAGUCAAAUGCAUCAAAUUACUUACUCAAAGUCUUUAAAUAUAUAUUUUAUAUUUUGUGCAAACA